CGCGACGCCGCCCCCUUUAGGUCCCCUUGCAAUCGCCCUAUCUUUUCAGUAGGACCGAGCUUAGGUGACCGGCUGACUGCCUGGCAAAGAGGUAACCAGUUGGGACUGGGAAAUAUCCAUUACCGACCCCGGGGAAGAGGGAGAAGGGAAAUAAAUCAAGCAAGAGAAAUAUCUCGCGUGUAGCAUGUCUGAAAGCGGUCGAGGUAAUGUGUUCGAGCGGGGCAGGCAGCCGGAUAGACACCUGGAAGGGGCCUUUAUCCCCAGGCGCCUAGAGCGUGGAAAAAGUCCUGGAUCAGGAGGAAGGCAGCAGCCGGGUGGCUUGUCUUGUUUCAUUAAAGAAGCAUUUUUAAAGCCAAAUUAAAAAAAAAAAAGACAUUUUUAGAGGCGAGCAAUUGUUCUGCUUUGCAAAAAAAAUUAUUUUGCUUGAGAGAGUCACUUCUGCCACCAUUGGGCACGCGUUUUUUUUCCAGGCGCGCCUGUUCUGGUCGAAAUUGCAACUUUAUUUUUUUUUGGGGGGGGGGGGCAAGCCGAAAUGAACUCUACCAAAACUCGCUACUUAAUCUUCUUUCAAUACUUCGGGGCCAAAUAUAGCGGUGUGAAGGCUCUGCCCUCCGGCAUGUCGGCUGUUGGUGUGGAAAAUCACCUGGAGAAGGCUGCAGAAAAUCUCAGAGCAUCCGAGCCCAUCAAAUUUGCCAUCUCCAGCCGCACAGACGCUGGGGUGCAUGCCCUCUGCAACACUGCCCACCUGGAUGUCCAGAGGAAGGAGGGGCAGCCCCCCUUCUCCGAAGACGUCCUCGUCCAGGUGCUCAACAAGCAUCUCCUUUCAGAGCCCAUCCGCGUUCUGAGCGCUUGCAGGGUUUCCAGCAACUUCCACGCCCGCUUCUCGGCCCGAGCCAGGACCUACGUGUAUCGGGUGGCCACAGGCUGCACAGCCUAUUCUGACCUGCCGGUCUUUGAACGGGAUCUCUGCUGGGCAAACUGGCGUGGCCACCUGAACCUGGCCGCCAUGCAGGAAGCAGCCACGUUUCUGAUGGGCACCCACGACUUCUCCACCUUCUGCUCGGCCAGCUCAGAGAUGCCGGUGAGAAGCCCCAUCAAGAGCCUGAACUGGGUGGAGGUGAGGCCUGCCCGGGGCUUCCUUUCCGAGCACAGCCAGGACAGGCUGACAAUUGAUCCGCUGAGGCAUCCCCACCCACGGACGCUGGCCCGGCCUUUGCUCAGAAAGCAACCUGAAGUUUUGGGAACUGGAAUUUGUAAGCCGAUCUUUCCUGUACAAACAGGUGCGGCGAAUGGUGGGGGCGUUGGUAGCCGUGGGUCAGAACCGGUUACAACCGCAUCACAUCAAGGAACUCCUAGCAGCCCGAGACUUGAUGGCUUAUCCCCACAACACCAUGGCGCCCCCAGACGGACUCUUCCUCAAGCAUGUCGAGUACUACAAAAGUGGUGAGCAAACAGAGGCAUCGGGUUGAAUUUGGGGGUCUCCCUCCAGUUCCAAGGCUAUGGAAGCAGAGCACAGGUCAUCCAGGAUGUCUUUUGGUGUCUGGUUUCUAGUCCUCAUGAAUACAAGAACCAGCUCAAACAGCUGGACUGACAGUUAACAGUUGAUAUUUUUCUGUUCUCAAGUUUAUUGCACUGCAGUCCUCCCAAGAACAACUCUUUCUAUCAGGGAGACCCUCCUGGUUUAUCUCCUCCGUUUUGCAAUUGGGGAGCGGGAGGCAGAAUUGAGGCUGACAUCCACGAUUUAUCUCAAGUUGUCUCAGAGAUGAGGUUGAAACCAAUUCACUGCUCAGUCUUACAGCUGUUGUAUAUUCUGUAAUUCUCAGUUUGUUUUCUUUCCCCUUUCAUUAUCUUGCAGAUUUGGAGACAGAAGAUUGAAAUGGACUAUAAUUUCUGCCUAGGGUUUAUAUACAUUGCUGGAGGGAGAAAAAUUCUCAUUUUCUCAUGCUCUGCAGGCAUUUUGUUAAUAAACUUGCUUAAUCUGAA
Molecule: messenger RNA, 1983 nt
Organism: Crotalus tigris (Tiger rattlesnake)
Lineage: Eukaryota; Metazoa; Chordata; Lepidosauria; Squamata; Viperidae
Gene: PUSL1
Product: pseudouridine synthase like 1
Exons: 8
Coding region: 533-1447 (304 amino acids)
Biological process (GO): tRNA pseudouridine synthesis
Molecular function (GO): RNA binding; pseudouridine synthase activity
Source: RefSeq, a predicted model, not a curated record